ACACCCAGACAACUGCUCACUGCCUUUAGUCCCCUACCCUCCAGCUGGACAGCAAGGGGUGAAGUGAGGCUGCUCCUCAACCUCCAUUCUUUCUCCUUCUCAAACAGCGUGAACAGCACCGGAGAUUAGCACAAUGUCUGACACUGAGGAGAUCGUGGAGGAGUAUGAGGAGGAAGUGGAGGAAGAAGUUGAGGAGGAAGAGGAGGAAGUAGAAGAAGCCCCUCUGAUAGAGGAGGAAGAAAAAGAACCCGAGCAAACGGAAGAAGAAGUGGAGGAAGAAGAGGAAGCAGAACCUGAGGAUUCCAAACUCAAGUCGAAGCCGUUUAUACCAAACAUGGCGCCACCCAAAUUGCCAGACGGCGAGAAGGUGGACUUCGACGACCUCCAUCGCAAACGUGUGGAGAAGGACUUCAACGAGCUGCAGAGUCUCAUCGAGCAGCACUUCAGCAACAGGCAGAAGGAGGAGGAUGAGCUGAUCGCCCUGAAGACGCGAAUCGAGCGACGCCGUGCCGACCGUGCCGAACAGCAACGCGUCCGAGCCGAGCAGGAGAGGGAGAGGCAGACCCGGCAGGUGGAGGAAAAAGCCCGGCGAGAGGAGGAGGCCGCCAAACUGAGGGCCGAGGAGGACGCCAAGAAGAAGAAGCUCCUCAACAACAAGGUCUACGGCGGCUACAUGCAGAAGGUGGAUCAGAAGAAGGGCAAGAAGCUAACAGAACGUGAGAAGAAGAACAAGGCCCUUUUGGAGCGCCGCAAGCCCCUCAACAUCGACCACCUGAACCAGGACAAGCUGGGCGAGAAGGCCCGAGACCUCUGGCAGUGGCUGAGCCAGCUCCAUGCUGAGAAGUUUGAUCUGGCCGAGAAACUCAAACAGCAGAAGUACGAAAUCAGCGUGCUACGAAACCGUGUCAGCGACCAUCAGAGGUACUCCAAAGCCACCAAGACCACCAGGAAGAACUGGAAGUAGACAUCACUGCUUAUUAUUUAUUUGUUUUUUUAUUCAGCUUUGAAGAAACUCAUCACAUUAUGUUCAAAUAAUUCCUUUAUCAAGAAAGAAUAGCCCUGUCCAUUUCGGAGCUCUUCCUCUGGUAUCUAAUGUGCUCCAUGUAGUUUUAUUCUACUCACAUAAAAAAAUACAAAGCUUAAAGAUUUUAUUUAAAUUUUCUUUCAAAAGGUUUUGAUUUUUUUUUUUUCUUUUUCAUCAUGUGUCACAUGUGCAAUGGACAUUUUCUUCUUUAUGUUUUUAGAUUAUUGCAGUGGUAAAUUGCAGUGUUAUCCACUGUGCCUUUCAUUUCUAUCUAUCUAUAUAGUGUAAUGUUGUAACGGCGUGGCAAGGCAUGGGCAGUGUUAACUCACCAUAACAGACAGUACAUUUUAAAAUUGAAUGUUGAUAUGUACAAGCUUGGACCACUUGAAAAUUCCUUUACCCACACCUAAACUAAAAAUCUAAUAAAAAGAUUUAUGAAAGUA
This is a messenger RNA of Astyanax mexicanus (Mexican tetra), 1467 nucleotides long. It is a transcript of the gene tnnt2c, whose product is annotated as troponin T2c, cardiac. Gene Ontology annotation, cellular component: troponin complex. Gene Ontology annotation, biological process: regulation of muscle contraction; sarcomere organization; cardiac muscle contraction. The transcript has a single exon. Gene Ontology annotation, molecular function: troponin I binding; tropomyosin binding; troponin C binding. Bases 134 to 964 code for a protein of 276 amino acids. NCBI's taxonomy places the organism in Eukaryota, Metazoa, Chordata, Actinopteri, Characiformes, Acestrorhamphidae. The record is from RefSeq and is a predicted model, not a curated record.